CUAUAAUAUUCUAAUACUAUGUGCAUAUGUAAUGGGUAUUACUGGGUUUAAGUUGAUAGUCAGGGGCGUCUUUGUGCAUGGAGUCGCUUUGAUCCUCCAAAUCCAACUGUUUCAAGAAGGAAUGUUACAUUAACUGAGGACACGCAUGCCAUCAAACACAUCACCAGCCCCCAAUACAGCAGAUGUCCGUCAUCGCAUCACAUGUCCACACAGAGCAGCUGUAGCUAAGUUUAGCCUCCAUCAGGUCACACAGGAGAGACACACACUGUUGGUGUUUUAACACCCAUAGGAGAAGAUCUGACAUUGCGUGGGAAAGAUUAAAAAACAUUCUGCAGUUUCGAGAGGCGUGAGUCUGUGUUUUUUUUCCUUUGCUUUUAGCCUGUGUUGAAUUUUGAACAGGUGUAAGAUUUCCAUAAAAUAAACAUACAAAUGAACACCGUGAGCGCAAGCCAGCAUCUCACGACAAAAUGUGCGAUGUAGACUGUGCUUGUAAGUAUGCAUUAAAGCAAUGUUGUUUGCAUGUUUCAGACAGACGGUGGCUUAACAUCAAUCACAUGAUCGUAAACUGCAGCACAACUUGUAGCCUGAUAUUGAAAACAAAUACCACCAACAUGUUGUUUCUCUGCAUAAAAAUAAUAUCAUGACAUCAACCUGUGAUUUUAAAGCUGCACAGGUCACCAUAAGGUUGAAUGCCUCCCAGAAGGGCACAGCUUAUUCUAAUACCAGAAACUAAGCGCUCCUUUGGACACUUGUAAAAUCUUUUGAUGGCUUGGCAAAAUGUCCCCGGGUUUUGAUAUGGACCUGUGUAUGUGUUUCUAUUCCUAUCACCAUGGCGAUGAAGGCACAGAUAGGUGCCGCGGCAAACGUGCCCCUGGAAUCUUGGUCUGCAGACGGUAGCAGCUGUAUUUACCCAUGAGUUCAUCUGCCGGGAUAGACACUAAAACCCGGCCAGACCCCCCCCCGCCGCUGUGUAUGUGUUUGUUUGCCCUGUUUAUCCAUGCAUCUGCUCGCUUGCACGGUUGGCGUGUAUGUUGGAUGCAUGUAUUUGGGUGAUACUCCCUCCUGGACGCAGAGGAAAAGGGCAGCGGACAAACACAAAGCCAACAGAGCUGGGACAUCACAGAUAGAGACAGGAGGCUUUGGGACGGACUAAGUUUAAGGGCCAAAAUAAUGGGGGAUGGGGUGGGGGCCAGUUCACAGGAUUGUGUUUGUGGUUGUAGGGGGCAGUUGUUAGCCUUCCUAUCAUGGUGUCACAUGCGACAGAGCAGAACAAAAACAGAAGGAGGGACUUGACUAAGGACAUGCACUUUCCUCUCUUUUCCUCUCUCCUGUCUUUUCCCAUCAUUUCUUGCUCUUUGCUUUCAACAACUUGUAAUCCUGACCUCCUACUAAUGCCUGAUUCUCUUUCUCUUCAGAGCAGCUUGUUGGCUUCAUCUUUUUUGACAAGACUCCUUGCUGUUUGCCUGUGCUUUCUGCUUUUAAUGUUCUUCCUCUAACUUCCCUCUCACGUCUGCUUCAUUGCACCUUCCUAUCUAAGCUUUUUCUUAGCAACUUUUCUCCUCUUUUUGACUGUCCCUCAGUAGGUUACUUCCUCUCUCUUUCAAUCUCUUAUUCUCUCACCUACUAUCUUUUGGAUGGAUAGCUACUCACUCCUCUACAGUUCCUCCCACAGAACCAGGCUUCUCUCCGGCUUCCAGCGUCUGCGUUCUCAGAGAAACAUGUGUGAUGUCGUCCUAGAGGCCGGUGGUGUAUCUUUUCCUUGUCAUCGCGCCCUUUUGGCCAGCUCCAGCGAGUAUUUUUGGGCUCUGUUUGGAGAGACUACAGCGGAGAGAUUAGCUGGCUCCAUUAGCCUCCCGGCACUAACACCUGAGGGUUUAAACGCCAUUCUGGACUUCCUGUAUUCUGGCUGGCUUAACGUAUCACCGCCUACACUUCCUGUUAUCUUGGAGGCUGCCAGGUACUUGCAGGUGGAGACGGCUGUGUCAAUAUGCGAGUGCUUUCUGAUUGAUGGAUUAAAUGCUGAGAAUUGCUGUUGCUAUGCUAACCUGGCUGAGCAUCACACCCUCUUGGAUGCACUUAAGGCUGCCAAUCAAACCAUCACUAUGGAGAUGGGGACAUUGCUGCAGGAAAGCAGGGAUGACCUUCUGGGGCUGAAUAUCCAAUCAAUGAUGGCGGUGCUCGAUGCUGAUGAAAUACCUGGAGUCAAAGAGGUGGAGCUUAUAAAGCUGGCUCUGGAUUGGCUGGAUGAGAAUGGACCCCUCCCUCUGCUGAAAUCAAAUCUUCUGCUGAGUCGUCUGCGCUUCGGAUUGGUCGCCCCCUCUGACCUGACCAAUGUAAACCGUGGCCACAAAGCCAUGGCCACACCUCUAAUCAGAAGUCAGCUGACCCGGGCGUUGGAGUACCACAGGCUGGGUUCUGCUCAGCCAAUCAGACAGAGCAAACAGUCCACACUCAGAGCGUCACCCAAUCGUGUGCUACUUGUGGGGGGAGGAUCCAGCCCGGAUUGGCCGGAACAGCAGAUGUUGGUGUUUGAUCACAGAAGCAGGAAGUUUUCAUCUCUGAGCUCGAGCAUCCCGCUGCGACUGAGAAAUCACUGUGUAUGCUCAGUGGGUGGUUUCCUCUUCGUGGUCGGAGGAGAAGAAGUGAAAGAGGGAGACGAGGAUGGGAAAAAGUCAGUUACCGUGGCGACAUCCAACCAGGUGUGGCGCUACGAUCCACGCUUUGUCUGCUGGGAGAUGGUGGAGUCAAUGCUGGAGAGGCGGGUGCAGUUCACCUGCUGCAUCGUGGAGGAUGCCAUUUACGCCAUAGGGGGGCGACGCCCUGGACCAGAUGGCAACACACUCACCUCUGUAGCUUCUGUUGAGUUUUAUGACAUGGCCACAGGAGCUUGGAGGAGAGGAGCAACGAUGCCUCGCCCCCUUUAUGGCCAUGCUUCUGCUGUGCAUGACAACAGCAUCUACGUUUCAGGUGGUGUCCCGUGCAACCAGGGCGGCAGUAACCCUGUUGAUAACCAGGACGACCACAGAGCAAGCAGCAGAGAAGUUUGGUUCUGGGACCUCAAAGGCAGAGUCUGGGAGAAGCGAGCGCCCAUGUCCAUCGCCAGGUUCAACCAUCGCCUGGCAACCGCCCACGGCCACAUCUACGCCCUGUUGGGCAUGUACGAGCCUUUCUGCGAUAUUGAACGUUACGAUACGCAGUCAGACCACUGGACCCGCCUUCGACCGCUUCUCAUUGGCUCUUUCGACUACGGGAUGGUGUCAACGUCGUCUGGGAAUCUGCUGGUGUUUGGAGGGAGGAGAUGGAGCGACGGACAGGAGGUGAUAGUGAAGAGUGUGUUGGAGUACGAUACAAAGAAUGAUCGCUGGAGAGAGAUCUGCCAGCUCCCUAGACCUCUCACUGGGACUGAGUGCACACUGCUGCCUCUACCAGACUGAAGUUCACUUAGUGUGAGAAAACGUUAACAUGAAAGUGACUGAUGCAACAUAGUCUCAACAUAAUGGGAACAGAGCACACAUGACUAACAUUUUAGGGAACUGAAACUAUUACCAUAAUUUCCCAUUUUGGGAUAAAAAAGAAAAAGAAAAUCAAUCU
Etheostoma cragini (Arkansas darter) is the source of this 3591-nucleotide messenger RNA. Its product is annotated as kelch-like protein 34. Gene Ontology annotation, molecular function: protein binding. The record is from RefSeq and is a predicted model, not a curated record. Lineage: Eukaryota; Metazoa; Chordata; Actinopteri; Perciformes; Percidae. The transcript has a single exon. The coding region runs from base 1635 to 3434 and encodes 599 amino acids.